Molecule: messenger RNA, 978 nt
Organism: Saccostrea echinata
Lineage: Eukaryota; Metazoa; Mollusca; Bivalvia; Ostreida; Ostreidae
Exons: 6
Coding region: 36-629 (197 amino acids)
Source: RefSeq, a predicted model, not a curated record
UGAACCGAGAAUAAAUUUAGUAAUACAGUAGAAAGAUGAAGACCUGCAUAUUUGUAAUGUUUUUCUUCUUCAUUUGCCUUGUUUCUCAGGCUACAGGAGACUAUGACGUGUCGGUGAAGCUACUGGAGUACAACAGAGACGAGGACUGUAGCUGUGAUGAUACUCCUAUUAUAUGUGACGAUUGCGACGUUUAUUUCCGGAUCUGCUUAAAACCUUUAUCACCAACACAAAAUCCUAAGUGCUAUGGAAAUAAUAAUAACCAGCGAGUUACUGACACACACAGCUUUUUAUUCGCCGACUCACUGAGAUAUGCUGAUUUCUACACAUGGAAAGACAUCAUGGGACAGCCCUCGUUUGAUAUAUCAGUUUAUGCCUAUGACUUCGACCUUUUAAAUUCCAAUGAUGAUCUGGGGGUAACAACAUACGAGUACAGACGUAACACCACAACUAAUAAACUGAUUGUCACAACAAAACCCGGGAUUAAGAACUUACGGAUAAAGUUAUCCCUAGAUGUUUCCCUAGAUGUUUCAAGUGGACAAGAAAAUGUGAAUAUUCCAAUACAGAAAUGGCUACAUUUAGUUGUCGCUGUGUCUACUACUUCCUUGUUUCGACGAUCUUUAGUCAGUUAAUUCCUGUCUGUGUUUGACGAACACAAGAGAUCAUUGUAUCGAUAUAAUUCGAUGAAUUCUGGAGAACCUCUUCUCAACUUAAUAGCAAUAGCGUUUAAUUAAUGCCAAUUCAACUGUCAUAACCCGAGAGAUUUGUACACUGGUCUACACAAUAAUGAACUGCUUCGUCUAUUUUGCUUUCUAUAAGGUUGGAUUAAUUUCACUUCUUGAAAUGAAAAUAAAACACUGUUUUCCUAAGUGUUAUUGCCUUCGGAUAAUGCUGUUUACAACCAACGCCUUGUGCAAAUAAUUUCACUUAAAAUAAAAAAAAAAUCUCUGGAUUUAAAAAAAAGUAAAGAAAGAGGGCGUA